AUGGAACAAGGCGUGGAUGUGGACGAGAUCUGGCGAGCCUUGAGGCCCUGGGGUCGCUACCAGGUUAAACAGCUGUGUUUUAUGUGGGCUGCUAUGAUUCCCUGCUCCUUCCAUCUCUUGGCUAUUGUUUUUAUAGGAUAUCGACCCGACUUCCAAUGUGCCACUAUAUCACCUCCCGAUAAUAAAACUUGGAAUGCCUCAGCAUUUUACGCAACAUAUGAAAAAUGUUCAGUGACGAUAUCUUCUAACCGAUCAAAUUCUUCUAGCACAACUUCUUCAUGUUCCAGUGGUUACAGCUAUAAUGAAUACGAUGACAUAUCUUUUGUAACUGAGUGGAAUCUCGUUUGCGAUGAGUCCACAAAGCUGGAUAUCUCUCAGUCCCUUUUGCUCCUGGGACAAGGUUUUGGCGGGUUUCUGUGCACUGGCUUCUCUGAUAAAUUUGGUAGAAAACGAGUCCACAUUGUGUCACACAUCUCCAUCCUCGUUCUAUCCGUUGCUACAGCUGUUAUUCCAUCGUAUGUAGGACUUGCCAUCCUUAGAUUCCUUACAGGGGUCGCCAUUGAGGGAUUGUUAUUGUCAAGCGUGACGCAAUACGUGGAGACACUUCCAGAGGAGUGGCGAUUCUGCGCAGAAGUGAUGGGUUUGGUCUGGUGGACCACAGGGAUUGUUCUCUUAACGCCAAUGGCCUAUCUUUUGUAUGGAUUUUCCUGGAGAUACCUACAACUUCUGUUGUCCUUACUAUCUCUGUACAGCCUCGUAGAAUACUGGCUUUUUGAUGAGUCUCUAAGAUGGCUAAUGGCGAAUGGUCAUUUGGAAGAAGCAGAAAAAGUGGUACGAAAGGCUGCUAAAAUGAACAAAAAAGAUUUUGACAAAGUUAUAAGUGAAGCCAAAGCAAAAACGAUAGAAUUAGAAAAUCUGAAUGGUGGCAAAAAGGAAAUUGAAAAGGUAUCAACGGACCCAGAAGUACUCAUUGAAACCUACAAUCCAAGGAAUACGGAAGUGAAGAAAUAUGGCAUGUUUGCUAUUCUUAAGGACCGAGUGGUUCUCAUCAACUCUGGCAUUAUUUGGCUUACUUGGCUGACGAAUAUCUUGACCUACUAUGGGCUGAAUCUUAUAUCCACUACUUUGUACGGAAACCGCUUCGUCAACUUCUUCUUUCUAGGGGCCAUAGAAUAUUUGUCGGCUUUUGCUGAAUUUAUUCUGUUAAACAGAAUUGGUCGUAGAAGAACUCUCUUUCUUCUUCUAGCGACCUCAGGAGUUUCUCUAUUGGUAGCCACUGUGUUGUCCAUGUACAGAGGUGACAGUGAAGCAUUGGGUCACCUGUCUACAUUUUUGGUUUUGGUAGGAAAGUUUGGAAUUACAGGCUCGUUCAGUUCAACUUUCUUGUACACAUCGGAAAUAUACCCCACUAAUCUAAGGAAUGCUGGUUAUGGCUACGCUUCUAUUUUUGCAAGAAUUGGUGGAAUAUUAGCGCCAUUUUCUAUGUCGUUGCACUCCUAUGUUGCAUGGGGUCCCGGUGUGGUGUUCAGUGUUAUGUGCUUCCUUUCCGCCAUUUUGAUUCUCCUGCUACCGGAAACACGUGGACGAGAACUUCCCACGACAAUAGAGGAACUAAAAACAUGGUACAAAGCUAAUAGCGGAAUACGUAGAUGUGGUACAACGUCCAACGAAAGCCUGUGAGAAAUCGAAUGGAAAUCAGUAGUUUAAUUUACACAUUGAAUAAAAGAAAGAAAUUUCUUGGACUAGUAGGUUUUUGAGGAUAGCAAAUAAAAAUUCUAUGCUACGCGAAAACACACCAAGCACUCCCUUGUUGAUUGUGUCUCAAGUCCGCUGUGACAAGCCAUGAUUCUAUUUCAACAGUUCAACAAUGGAGGAUAUGUAUAUCCCUGGGCAUGAAAUAAAAUGUCUUUUACUGAUAUU
Saccostrea echinata is the source of this 1920-nucleotide messenger RNA. Its product is annotated as organic cation transporter protein-like. Gene Ontology annotation, biological process: transmembrane transport. The coding region runs from base 1 to 1680 and encodes 559 amino acids. The transcript has 10 exons. The record is from RefSeq and is a predicted model, not a curated record. Gene Ontology annotation, cellular component: membrane. Gene Ontology annotation, molecular function: transmembrane transporter activity. Lineage: Eukaryota; Metazoa; Mollusca; Bivalvia; Ostreida; Ostreidae.